This is a messenger RNA of Strigops habroptila (Kakapo), 1542 nucleotides long. It is a transcript of the gene QDPR, whose product is annotated as quinoid dihydropteridine reductase. The record is from RefSeq and is a predicted model, not a curated record. Gene Ontology annotation, cellular component: cytoplasm. The coding region runs from base 95 to 814 and encodes 239 amino acids. The transcript has 7 exons. Gene Ontology annotation, biological process: L-phenylalanine catabolic process; tetrahydrobiopterin biosynthetic process. NCBI's taxonomy places the organism in Eukaryota, Metazoa, Chordata, Aves, Psittaciformes, Psittacidae. Gene Ontology annotation, molecular function: NADH binding; NADPH binding; 6,7-dihydropteridine reductase activity.
CCCGCAUGCGCAGGCGGCGCCGGCUGGGCCCUCAGGCGGGGCGCAGUGAAGCCGUGACGGAGGCAGAGCGGGGUGGGCUGGGCUGGCAGCGAGCAUGGCGGUGGCGGGCAGGGUGCUGGUGUACGGGGGCAGAGGCGCGCUGGGGUCCCAGUGCGUGCGGUACUUCAAGUCCAGGGACUGGUGGGUGGCCAGCAUCGACCUGGCGGAGAACGAGGACGCCAGCGCCAGCGUGGUGGUGAGGGCGACCGACUCCUUCCCCGAGCAGGCCGAGCAGGUAACAGCAGAAGUUGGAAAACUCCUUGGUGAAGAAAAGGUGGAUGCAAUCUUGUGUGUAGCAGGAGGGUGGGCUGGAGGCAGCGCCAAAGCUAAAUCGUUAUACAAAAACUGUGAUCUGAUGUGGAAGCAGAGUGUUUGGACAUCGACUAUUUCCAGCCAUCUAGCCACAAAACAUCUGAAAGAAGGCGGCCUCUUGACUUUGACAGGAGCUCAAGCUGCUUUGUCUGGAACCUCAGGGAUGAUUGGCUAUGGCAUGGCUAAAGGAGCAGUGCAUCAGCUGUGUCAGAGUUUAGCAGGUCCCAAUAGUGGCUUGCCGUCUGGGUCUGCUGCAGUUGCCAUUUUACCGGUUACCUUAGAUACACCAGCAAACAGGAAAUCAAUGCCUGACGCAGAUUUCAGCUCCUGGACACCCUUAGACUUCAUUACUGAAACCUUUUACAACUGGAUAACAGGAAAGAAUCGACCAAACUCAGGGAGCCUAAUCCAGGUGGUGACUACAGGAGGGAAGACUGAACUAGUUGCUGCAGCACAUCUUUGAUGUCAGCCUCUUAAGGUGGUGGAACUUCAGCAAAGGAGAAGCUAUGGGAAGUCUAUGUGCCACUGUAAUUUGGGUGAUCUUCUGUAUCCAGUAGUUAUGUCGUUAAUGGAACCAGAUUUCAAGUAAUAUUUCUGUGCUGCCAGUGUGAGCUAUCAUAAUUUGUUUACCAACAAGUAUCAAGUAUUUGUCUCUAAAUGAAAGUUGCAGGCUUGAAAGUCUGUGCAUAUCCUAAUUCUCAGCAUUAUAUGUCGACUUACUUGUUUUCUCUGAAAUGGGAACUGUGCUUAAUUAUGUCAUGUAAUCACAUCGUAAUGGUUGGCUUUUUUUCUUGGUUAGUAAGUGUUCCAGGCAACUUCCUGUGAAUCUUCCAGUAGUCUGUCUGUGUUGGAGAAUAUAUCCCUCCCCCUACAUAGUGUUGGCUGUAACUGCAGGAAACACUGCAGAAACACACCAGUCCUUGUCUGGUAACAUUUUUCUUGUCAAUGUUUCACUUGCAUUAAUGGAACUGUAUGGAGAUUACGCACUUGAGAAGGAGUUUCUAAUUUGCCUUACAGUUUAUAAGCUGCUGUCAGUCAUUCUGUCAAAUGAUUAGUAUGUCUUUGUGUUAGUCAUGAUGGUUCUUUACUCUUCCAAGAAGCAAAGUGCUGUAAAGAAGUACUAGAAAAAACAUAUACACACUUCUAUUUGAAUAUGGAACUUUUUGUGCUAAAUAAAUAUAUAUUGUUUUA